Messenger RNA from Colletotrichum fioriniae, 210 nucleotides. Lineage: Eukaryota; Fungi; Ascomycota; Sordariomycetes; Glomerellales; Glomerellaceae. The record is from RefSeq and is a predicted model, not a curated record.
AUGGAUAUCCGAGGUGUCCUUCUCUCGAUCCUGGUCGUCACUGUGAUUGCGCAGCACGCCAAUUUCGGAUACGAGCGGCUUGGAGAGCGUCGCGAUCAUCUCCCCCCUAUCCCUGGAAUGGGUUUCAUUCAAACAUUUCUGUACGACACGGUGAACAUCAUUCACGAGAUCGGCCACUGGCUGGCGGCGAACACCACCGCCUUGGAGUGA